AUGAAUUUGACAGAUAGACCACAAUCACUCGAAGAAGCAAACCCACUCGUUAACGAUUAUAUGGAGAGUGAUGGAUCUUCAAGAUGUACACAGCAAGGACAAGUAUUGACUAAUUCCGUGCAUAAACUGGUUCAAAAGUGGUAUGAUCCGUUUUUACCAGCUUCCUUAAUUCGAGCUGUCUUAAACGCAAUUAUUUAUGUUGUCGGCGGUGCAGCAUUUCAGCAGAAACUUGGCUUACCAGUGCCAUCACGAUUGUCAUGGUAUGCUAUCUAUGCACUGGUGAUUAUUCGACGCAAUAUAUGCAAUUCGUUCCACCACGCAGAAACAUUCACCGUCCCCUCCGAUAAUCUUAUGGACAAAGAUUACAAAUGUCCAGUAUCUAGAGCAAAUUUUUUCCAAGUGGGACCAUUGGAACUUAUCGCAACAUUUGUGAAAAAUGCAUAG
Molecule: messenger RNA, 444 nt
Organism: Rotaria socialis
Lineage: Eukaryota; Metazoa; Rotifera; Eurotatoria; Philodinida; Philodinidae
Source: the annotation of a GenBank genome assembly